Messenger RNA from Boeremia exigua, 1633 nucleotides. RefSeq lists its product as uncharacterized. The record is from RefSeq and is a predicted model, not a curated record. Bases 463 to 1536 code for a protein of 357 amino acids. Lineage: Eukaryota; Fungi; Ascomycota; Dothideomycetes; Pleosporales; Didymellaceae. The transcript is spliced from 2 exons.
CCACUCUCGAAAUGUAUCUUCGAUAUCGGCCUCACAACUACUACGCAAGACAGUCAAAGGAUGCGGUGACUGCCAUGAGCAAGUUGCGGACUGCAUUCCUGCGCUACUCUGGAACGCUCAAUGUGUAAGAUCAUGGAUCUUGCACAUCACAGGGUGUUUUCAGGAACGGUAGCGACGACCCAUGACGCUGAGAGUCAUCUCGCGAAUGUUUUGUGAAGACAAUACGUGGCAGAAGAGCGAACAGGGUGGAACCUCGUCGCAUCAUCUGCAAGUCCUGACGCGCUUGAUCUUUACCCUUCAAGCACACAAUCCAAACAAAUAUUUCGAAUGAACGGCAUGAUUUUGCUGAAGAGAACAUACAUCAAAUAGCUUGGUGCACUCCUCCCUUCAAACCCAAAACUCCUAAUUCUUAUCUUGUUCACGCAUGACAAAUGUCACUUCUAACUCACUCCUUCCUAACAUAUGGGGAGCUGCGUUUCCAUCUGCUCGGCUCCUGCUACAAUGCUGCACCUAGGCUCGAUUUUUGCUAACAAGCAGGAGCUUACGAGCCUUUUGUCCAAUGAUGCAGAGGCAGCCACAGACGGCCUCAACAUCCAAGUUGGUAGAUCCAUCGAUGCACAGACUACAAAAGUUCCACAGUCUGUACUCGACUCGAAUCCGAGUUUGAACAGUCUCCUCGUACCAGGCUGCAGAAUUGUUAACGCCGACCCUGCUGUCUUCGCCAUCGUCAUCGGACACCUACAGUCUGCCAGCACAUUUGGACUGAUGUCCCUCAGCGCACCUGGUCAUCUCCAGGAACUGGCCCUCGGCGAUGAGCCUCUUCUCAACUUUGCAAAAGCGUGGCACAUUGGCGACAUGCUGCGAAUGCCUGACCUACAGAACCGUAUCCUCAAAGUUUACAGCACCUACUACAUGUGCUGUUUGGAUAAUGGUAUCUGCAGAUCUGCAGACCGAAAGCCGGUGGACCCACGGCCGUUUAAAUACCUGAGCGACAGUAUGGGUAACCACACCAAAGCCGAGAGGUUCCUUAUCGACUUCCACGCAGGGUCCAUGAAAAAUCAAACAGAACUCAGGCGAGAUGACUUCAAGAUGCUACCGAAAGACAUCGCAGUGAAGAUCAGAUAUCGCUGGCAGCAGCUCACGGUGAUAGACAGCGAUCGAUUUGAGCUGAGCAACGAUCGCAUCACAGCCCGAGAUCGCACGUUUAACGUCGUCAAGAACGAGGCAAUCGUCCAUAGCGACUUGCAGGUCCAGUACCUCUGUGCAACAGGGGAAACAAGAUUCGGUCUAAACCCACCCAUGACCAGAUCGUACAGGUCAAUACCGAUGCCCCCCAACAGCACUGCAUCUCACCACGGCAGCGAGCUCGAAGAUCUGAUAGUCCAAAGGGCACGGCACCAAGUGAUGCGUUCCGGUAACGCCUCCAGUGCAAGUGAUCUGGUGAAUCCCAGACUGACCAAUCCAUUCGUUGGGGGGCCCUCGCGGCGACGUGAUGCGGCUGACUCGCCUAUGGUCUCACCGACUUCGAAGCCGUGAAACUGACUGCGGUCUGCAACGAGGCGUAGCACUUGGCAAGUUGGAUUCGUUUGGGUACCCGACAUGGGUGGAGGCCUGCAUCAUGCUAUCUUCUGUA